Molecule: messenger RNA, 704 nt
Organism: Exophiala viscosa
Lineage: Eukaryota; Fungi; Ascomycota; Eurotiomycetes; Chaetothyriales; Herpotrichiellaceae
Product: glutathione-s-transferase theta, gst
Exons: 3
Coding region: 30-683 (217 amino acids)
Source: RefSeq, a predicted model, not a curated record
CAACCAUCGACAACACGAUAUUUUCGAACAUGGCCUCACUGAAGCCAAUCAAGCUGUACUCACACAAGACAGGUCCAAACCCAUGGAAGGUCGCAGUUAUACUCGAUGAGCUCUCAGUACCUUACAAACAUGAGUUCCAGGAAAUGUCCGCGAUCAAACAAGAGCCCUUCAUUUCUGUCAACCCGAACGGCCGAGUACCCGCGAUCGAAGAUCCAAAUACGGGUAUCAUACUCUGGGAAUCUGGAGCGAUAAUAAUGUACCUCAUUGAGACGUACGAUAAGGACGGGAAGAUAAGCUAUCCCAGUGGUCCAGAGAAAUACUACGAGUGGCAGUGGAUGGCGUACCAGAUCUCGGGCCAGGGACCAUACUUUGGCCAAGCUGUUUGGUUUACACGCUUCCAUCAUGAACAACUACCCAGCGCUAGAGAGCGGUAUGUCAAGGAGAUUGAACGAGUGACGGGCGUUCUUGAUUCGUGGCUUCAAAAACAUGACUGGCUCGUGGGUGACAAGUGCACCUAUGUCGAUCUGAUGUUUGUGCCAUGGGCAAAGACUGCGCAUACUACCAUGGGAGACUUUAUAGACUUUCAGGGCAAGUAUAAGGCUUACUUUGCUUGGAUGGAGAAGUUGGAAGGACGGGACUCUGUGAGGAAGGUGUUUGAGGAGAAGGCCCAGGUAGCGCAGUAGAGCACAAAGUGGUGAAUAAAG